Messenger RNA from Sciurus carolinensis (gray squirrel), 1336 nucleotides. It is a transcript of the gene C17H3orf49, whose product is annotated as chromosome 17 C3orf49 homolog. The transcript is spliced from 6 exons. The coding region runs from base 221 to 1105 and encodes 294 amino acids. The record is from RefSeq and is a predicted model, not a curated record. Lineage: Eukaryota; Metazoa; Chordata; Mammalia; Rodentia; Sciuridae.
GAAUUUCCCACACUUGUGCCAAAUGCAUCACUGGUGAAGCCUCCCAAGCUGUAAACAGAGCCAGCCCCAGUAACCACGUCUCUAACACCUGGAAGGGAAUAAGGAAAAGAUUCCAAACUUCCCCUCCACACUGUACUCCAAACAUCCCAGAACUGUCAAGAUUCAUUUUGAAGUGCUUGAGCUCCAGAGCUGAAGAAAUCUAAAACAGCUACCGGCAGCAAUGAACUCUCCUCAGCUGUAUUUACCAGAACCCCUUAAGGUUGCCUACGGAAAAGUUGGCCAGUACCGAAGAUUCCAGCAACCCAAAAAGAAAAACGGUACAGUCAAAAGAAAGGGGAUUGAAAGAUGGCACAGAGCUGUGUCUACCAACUUGGUAAAACAAAAUGUAUUGAUCCCCAAAGAGGAAUCCUCCAGUGAAAGUGACCCGGGACAUCAUGAAAGUCAACAAAAUCAGAAAACAAAAUUGAUAAAGAGAAUGAAGACUGCAUUUGGGAGGAUACUGUCGUCCAAGAGCAGAAGCAAACCAGCAAGUAUCAGCAGAGAGGGCUCCACUCUCCGCAGGGAAGCCCUCGGUUCCAACACACAAGGCCUUCUUCCCAGGAUUGUCAAGGAGCUUCCUUCUCCCAAGUUGUUUACCAAACCAAGAGUGAGAAAGAGCUCACAGAAUGCAACCAUACAACUUGAUGUUGUAGAAGCUGAGACAGAGGAGAUAACCCAAGGAAAUACGCUCCUCCGGGCCAGGAGAACCACCAAGCGCUUAUCUGUGACAUCUCUUCCUUCAGGACUCCAAAAGGUACCAUAUUCAUCAAAAAAAAGACCAUACUUUCCAGCACUUAAAAAAAAGAAACGUGGCAUUCUCCAAAAAUCCGAUCUGACAGUAGGAAAGCUUCAGAUGCAGGUGCAUGACCUCGCAGAAGCGGUAACUGAUAAAUCCAUGAAACUACUGGCCCAAAGACACGCUGAGCUUCAACGGUGUGAGUUUCUAGGAGAUGAAAUUCUUCAGUCUUCUAAGCAGUUCCAGAGGAUAUCCAAGAGAACCAUGAGAAAGUAUAAACUGAAAAAUUUAAAAAACAACAACAACAACAACAAAGCCCCUGCUGAUUAACUUGAAGUACCCUUGAACCUCACCUCCCCACCCCACGCCCGUGCUCUACCUCAGGCCUCUUGUGUCCUCUACUUUCUACUCACGUAUCCACUGUAGCAUUCCAAUCCUUUUGUAAUGCAUGUAUUUGUGUUUCUGAAUAAUAUAUAGUAUUAGUAAAUAACAUUUGGGAGGGGCUUUCUAACUUUUAUAAAUGGAUAUUAUUUUAUGUGUAUGCAGAAAAUUAGAAAUAAU